AUGUUAGCAGCACGAAAGGGCUCUUCCCAACUCACAAUAGGGUUUUCAGACAACACAGGAAGACCGAGACGCUAUCCAGCAAACGAAGCUCGUCGUCGGCCGCCUACUCCGGCCGCCUUCCAGCACGAGAGUUCACGACGGUGGCGAGGUGGCUCGUCCACCCCUGGAUGUUGUUCAGCGCAGAUUUCAAUGGCUAAGAGUCGAAAAAUGCAAAUGCAUUGUUGUCCGCGCGUUUGCUCUUUCAAUUACGUCACGGUCCGAGAGCAUAUGGAAGUAGGAGCUCUCGAAGCGCUUAACGUCGCGAUUCCUCCAGCUCCCACGACACUUUUUGUCGAGAACCCAUGGCUUUUGAGGAGAAGUCCUCAGCGCCUCGCCUACGUUCGCGCUCUCGGGUUAAGGUAA
This is a messenger RNA of Necator americanus (New World hookworm), 402 nucleotides long. RefSeq lists its product as uncharacterized. The coding region runs from base 1 to 402 and encodes 133 amino acids. NCBI's taxonomy places the organism in Eukaryota, Metazoa, Nematoda, Chromadorea, Rhabditida, Ancylostomatidae. The transcript has a single exon. The record is from RefSeq and is a predicted model, not a curated record.